Messenger RNA from Cuscuta campestris, 763 nucleotides. NCBI's taxonomy places the organism in Eukaryota, Viridiplantae, Streptophyta, Magnoliopsida, Solanales, Convolvulaceae. The record is from the annotation of a GenBank genome assembly.
ACCCACAAUGCAGAAACCAUGAAACUAUCUAUAAAAAGCCACCAUCUCCGACGACACGAAAAACACAUGAAUUAAAAAAAAAACAAAAAAAAAAAUCCAAAACACGGCCAAAAUGAAACUCUUCCUCGUAUGUUUUUUCGUGUUGUCUUUCCAACAGCUGGCCGCCGCCGUGACCGUUAAGGCGGCGUGCGCGCAGACGAAGUCGCCGGAGCUGUGCGCUUCAGUCAUCGGGUCCGAUCCCCGGAGCAGAAGCGGCGACCUCCGCGUCUUCAGCGCCAUCGUCCUCGGAAAGACUCUUUCCGACGGAAACGGCCUGAAACGGAGUUGCCCGGCGGCGUACGCGGGGAUGGUAAACGACGUCGGAGAAGCCAUUCGGAAACUGAAGGAGCGUCAGAUUGUGACUUCCGUUGAUGAGAGCAUCGAGAAGGGCAUUAACGCCGUUAAUGGUUGCCGUGAAAGUCGUGCCGGAGAUCUCGUCACCCUUCUCAAUAUUGCUAAGGAUGUUCUUAAAAUCCUUAAUUAAUUAAAUAAAUGUGGGGGGCAGUUUGGUCUUUUUAAUAAUUGAAAAAAAACAGAGGCUCACUUUUGGUCCUUCAUUCUUCUCAAUGCUGUUAUUGCUGUAAUCACGUCCGGUCCGGUUCAGAAACCCAAAAAGUGAAAAAACAAAACAUGGUGUAAGAAAAUGGUAUUCAGAGAAUUAGCCUGGAAAAAUAUCAAAUAAUUAGAGUAAAAAUAUUUUAUCUUAUAAAAUUGGGGACCCUAU